Messenger RNA from Egretta garzetta (little egret), 2654 nucleotides. It is a transcript of the gene PRC1, whose product is annotated as protein regulator of cytokinesis 1. The transcript is spliced from 12 exons. Lineage: Eukaryota; Metazoa; Chordata; Aves; Pelecaniformes; Ardeidae. Gene Ontology annotation, biological process: mitotic spindle midzone assembly; microtubule cytoskeleton organization. The record is from RefSeq and is a predicted model, not a curated record. Gene Ontology annotation, cellular component: cytoplasm; mitotic spindle midzone; spindle. The coding region runs from base 135 to 1829 and encodes 564 amino acids. Gene Ontology annotation, molecular function: microtubule binding.
CCGGGCUCCCCGCGCUGCCCACCCCCGCCUCUGGCCCUGUCUUCGCUCGGCCCCCGUGGCAGUUCUCCAGCCUCCUGCCCGGUCUCCCUGCGUGUUCCCCUCUUGCCCUCCAUCCCCACGGCCAGCCCCUGACCAUGCCUGUGCUGCAGACUCUCCUGGACAUGAUGGUCGCCGAGGAGGAGAGCCUGAAGGAGCGUCUCUUGAAGAGCAUUGCCCUGUGUCGGAAGGAGCUUGACACCCUCUGCAGGGAGCUCCAGCUGGAUCCCUUUGAGGUAGAGGAAGAAAGUACCAUUCUGCAGAUGGAGAAGAGUUUGCGCACCCGUGUGGAAGUGAUGUUAAAGCAGAAAAGGGAUAGGAAGCAGGAGCUGAAAACCUUGCAAGAACAGGAUCGAGACUUGUGUGACAUCCUCUGCACAGCCCCAUUCUGUAUUGACAGCAAUGCCGUGCCCAGUCUGGAGGACCUGGAUCGUUACCGGCGCCACUUGGCCUCCCUGACCACCGAGAGGGAGCAAAGGCGAGAAGAGUUUGUCAGCAGCAAGCGGCAAAUCAUCCUCCUCAUGGAGGAGCUGGACCACACUCCAGACACAAGCUUUGAGCGGGACGUGGUGUGCGAGGACGAGGAAGCCUUCUGCCUGUCCACGGACAACAUUGCUGCCCUCCAGAAUCUGCUGCAGCAGCUGGAAGCCCGGCAAUCCCUGAACGAAGCUGUGUGCACCGAGCUGCGCUCCAGAAUCAUGGCGCUUUGGGAAAGGCUGCGGGUUCCUGUGGAGGAGAGAGAGUUGUCUGCGGUGCACAUGACUGGAUCCAGAGCCAAAACCAGGAAAGCUCUGCAGUUGGAAGUGGAUCAUCUGGAGGAGCUGAAGCUGCAGAACAUGAAAUCCGUGAUUCAGGCAAUCCGGGCAGAGCUGGCUGGCUACUGGGACAAAUGCUUCUACAGUCAGGAGCAGAGGGAAGGCUUCAGCCCCUAUUACGAUGAGGACUAUACAGAGACCCUGCUCGAGCUCCAUGAUGCUGAGGUGAGGAAGAUGAAGAGCUACUAUGAAACACACAAAGAUCUGUUUGAAGCUGUCCAGAAAUGGGAGGAGAACUGGAAGCUGUUCCUGGAGCUGGAGAGGAAAGCAACUGACCCCAGUCGCUUCGCUAACCGUGGGGGGAAUCUGCUGAAAGAAGAGAAGCAGCGAGCAAAGCUGCAGAAGACCCUUUCCAAGCUGCAGGAGGAGCUGGAGAGCAGGGUCCUGGCCUGGGAGCAGGAGCACGAGGGGACUUUCCUGGUGAAGGGGCAGCAGUUCAUGGAGUACGUGGCGGAGCAGUGGCAGCUGUACCGCCUGGAGAAAGAGAAGGAGAAACAGGAGCGGCACCUGAAGAAAAGCCGCCAGAUUGAGACGGAGAUGAUGUAUGGGAGCACCCCGCGGACGCCCAUCAAGCGGCGAGUGCUCGGCCCCCACACACCUGGCAAACUCAAUGGCACUUCCAUCUCCAACGCCACACCCAACAGCACUGUGCGCUCAGUUUUUGGGGGAACCAUCUACCACUCGCCAACAUCCCGGUUGCCACCUUCCGGAGGGAAGCUUGGCCAGGCUCAGACACCCAGCCGUGCGGCUGUGAAGCCCCCCCGUCCCAGACACAGGGAGAGGAACAAGGAGAACGUGUCCCAGCUGAACGGAACCACCCUGAGCGGUGGGUGCACCCCCACAGCCCCUGCCCAGCGUAACCACAGCAUUAAUUCUGUUGCCAGCACCUAUUCUGAGUUUGCGCGCGAACUUUCAAAGGCUUCCAGGUCUGACAAUAGCUCCCGCAUCCUGAACUCCACCACCACCCACGCCUUCUGAUGAGGCACUGCCUGCCAGGCUCCAGCUCCUCGUAGUCAUAGUGAGUCGCUUCUCCAGCAGAACGUUGUGCAGCUCCCGACAUGCCUGUGCGGUGGGGUAACUUUUACCUGGGUCCCAGGCGCUGCUCCAGCCAGCCUGGCCCUCUGGGGGGUGGGGUGGGUUCCUGCCUGCCGGGGUAGGGUGUGAAAGGGGCACUUUUAAAAACUUGCUUUUAUUUGGGGAAUUCUUACAGAUGUUUGUGAUUAAAGAUUUGAGUAUGCUGUCAUGUUAGGGUAGCGCAGCAGUGGGUGCUGGCUCCUGCCACAGCCUGGCCGGCUGCGGUGGGCGUUGGUGCUCAGUCACGGGGGCUCUGCCCCCCUGAGCAUGCUCUGGGACAGACGGGGCCUAUUUGCUGAGAGCUGGCUCUAGUGCCUUCCGUCGCAGGCUUCCCCCCCGCCUCCACUUCUGUAGCUAUUGUCCAUCAGCAUCUGCCUUUCUCACCAUGACAGCAGCCUUGCUUUAGUGGGGGCUUUAGCUGCCGUUCCUGUAGCAGGCUUUGCUUGACCUGCGUGCUGGGCUUGCCCCUGCUGCCAGCUGGGCCCCGUGCUGAGGGUCUCCUUGGCUGGGGGUCCUAGGGAGGGAGCAGCAGGGCACUUCGCAGGAGGCAAGCCUGACCCGGCAUCCUCCUGGAGCCCGAUGGCCAUACAGCUUGUACCCUGCCCUGUUCCCGAGCCACGGAGGGGCAGAGCCUGUAGCUGGGGGUGCCAGAGCACACGUUGCUAGCAAGGAAGCGAGCUACAUGGGGGAAGGCCGCCUUCUAUGACAGAAGAAGGACCUCUCCCUGCC